AAAUUACCUUGCGCUUACAGAGAUACCUAGGUCAGACAAAUUCAAAUAUGAUUUCGUUGGUUUACCUGAUCAGUUUCCUCUUCGCUGUCGAUGUGGCGAGUGGGAAUAAGGCAAAGUGCAACCUCACCGCCCACAUAGCAGCACACGAAGACCAUUGGGUUUAUCCCAAUUACAAGGAUUAUAAAGGCGAAGACGCUGAGCAUCCUCCGAGGCCACGUGUUUCACCCUUCGCAACAGAAACAGAAAAAGAGAUAAACAAACAGAUCAACCGGGAGCUGUUUGCUCAUUACACCUACAUGUCUAUGGCCGUGCAUUUCGACCGUGAUGAUAUUAACCUCCCUGGGUUCCACAAAUUCUUCAAGGAGUCCUCAGAGGAAGAGCUGAAGCAUGCGCACUUGGUAAGUUUUUAACCGGUUCUGAUUUCGUGUAUUUC
Molecule: messenger RNA, 433 nt
Organism: Orbicella faveolata
Lineage: Eukaryota; Metazoa; Cnidaria; Anthozoa; Scleractinia; Merulinidae
Product: soma ferritin-like
Biological process (GO): iron ion transport; intracellular iron ion homeostasis
Cellular component (GO): cytoplasm
Molecular function (GO): ferrous iron binding; ferric iron binding
Source: RefSeq, a predicted model, not a curated record